Molecule: messenger RNA, 597 nt
Organism: Durusdinium trenchii
Lineage: Eukaryota; Dinophyceae; Suessiales; Symbiodiniaceae
Source: the annotation of a GenBank genome assembly
AUGUUAGCAAUGUGCAUUGCGUAUUCCGGCAACAAGAUCGUGGAAUACCUAACUCGAGAUGCCAAAGAUGCUUGGUCGUCUGAGAAGAUCCUCACGGUCCUAGCUGGGUCCAUGUUGGCGCUUUACUCAAUAAAGUUGCUCUAUGAAUGGUGGACAGAGAGCGAGGAAGAGAAUGAUGAGAAGGAUGAGGAAGGUGAGCAACAGAGAUAUGCAAAAGUUAGUCCUGAGACCGAUGUCGAGGAUGGCGAACUGACUCCCAUGUGGCAGGAACACAAGCAUAAUGACUCAUCCAAUGAGAUCGAGAUCCAAAGCAAAGCUCCGUCCCAAAAGGAGACUGCACAGACACAGACGUUGUUCGUGAUUGCCUUCAUUGGCUCGUUGGACGAUCUCACGCUAUUUGUGCCAAUGCUGGUGGGGAAGGGGUUUGAUUUCAUCCAGCUGAUCAUUGGAGCGUUGACAGCAUCUGGGCUGAUUGUCUCUAUUUGCCUCUUCGUGGGUCUUUGUCAACCAGUUGCUGACUGCAUCUCCAAAGUACCGUUAUUUGCAAUUGUCGCAACUUGUCUUGAUCGGGUGGAGGAUGUCAUCCCGGUGAUUUAG